Trichoderma atroviride IMI 206040 is the source of this 1752-nucleotide messenger RNA. The record is from the annotation of a RefSeq genome assembly. NCBI's taxonomy places the organism in Eukaryota, Fungi, Ascomycota, Sordariomycetes, Hypocreales, Hypocreaceae.
AUGCAUUCAGAAAUGUCUCUCAAAGGCUGGCUUUGGGGCCAUGUUCCUCGCCCGUCCUUGGUUUUUCGGUUCAUUCUAACACUGCUGCCGUUACCUCUCUGGUUGAUCUCAUACACUUGGUCCUUUCUUUAGGAAGAUGUUGUCGCUGGAAUUGCUCUGAGCCUGGUCAUCAUCCCCCAGUCAAUCGGUUUCGGGAUCAUGUCCCAAAUCUCGCCUAUGCAUGGAUUAUACUCAACCUUCGCGGGCUUAGCUCUAUACUAGCUGUAUGGCGGGUCCAAAGAUGUUGUUAUCUCGGCCACUGGUGUUUCAUCGCUCCUCACCGUGGAUGUCAUCAGUCGAGUCACCGACAAGGCGGGUUUGGGAUAUUAUACGCCUGAACGGGCAGCACAGGCGCUGGCAGUUUCCGCAGGCUUGGCUCUAGUGGCCCUAGGCGCCCUGAGACUUGGAUGGCUCCUUCAAAUCAUCCCAAAAUCUGCAACGGAGGCAUAUGCUACUGCCGCCUGUCUCAAGCUGAUCAUCGGCCAACUUCCAGCUUUGCUUGGUCUCCAGGGGGUCUCAAACCAGGGAUCUUCAUUUUUUGUUCUUGGACAUGUUUUACGACAUCUGGGAGAGGUCUCUGUUGACGCUGUCUUUGGCUUCGCAGUGAUGUUUUUUCUUGCAAUCAUUGCGCUAUUGUGUACUGCAUUGGCUACACGGUAUCCUGCACAGCGGCGCCUGUGGAAUUUUGUGUCGACGCUACGAUUCCCAAUCGUCAUUGGCAUGUCAAUUUUGAUCAGCUGGCUCAUCCAUCGUGAAGACUACGGAGGUCCGUUCCAAGUAGUGGGACUGAUUGAACCUGGUUUCUUACGCGCCCAUUUUCCCACACUGCCCGACGCUGAAGAGAUGGGAUAUCUGUGUACGGAACUUCCGGCCAUCGUUCUCUUAAUGGUGGUCUCGCAGGCGGCGCUGGUACAGAAGAUGGCGACGACGAAUGGUUACGCCGUCAACAACUCGCAAGAACUUGUUGCCCUCGGAUUCGCCAACAUCUUUGGUCCUCCUAUUGGAGGCUACCUGACCAUGGGCUCAUUCAGUUCCUCCACCAUACUCUCAAUGGCUGGCAGUCGAUCGCAACUGGCAGGAGUAUUUGCCGCCUUGAUGGUCGUCAUGGCGCUAUAUCUGCUCAUGGGGGUAUUUGCAUAUACUCCCCUCGCCUCACUUGCGGGUCUUGUGACUUACUCCAUGUUCGCCAACUUACCUCGGCCAAAAGCUUUGUACAAUAAUUGGCAACUGUCACCUCUUGACUCAUUGAUAUGGAUUGCAUCUGUGGCAAUGGGAUUGGUAUACACACUUGAAUGGUCCUUGUAUAUUGGAACGAUUGCGAAAUGGCUCUUGAGUUAGGCACUUUCAGUCCGCAAACCAAAGGCACAGGUCUCAAACCCAGGUGUCUUAGUCUAUCGCUUCAACAGCAACUUCUCUUUUUACAAUCAAGGGCAUCAUCUGGCAUCCGUAUACGACCAAUACCAGGAAAAGUCUCCCGCUGUCCAUGCCAUUGUCUUGGAUUUUAGGGAAAUCGAGCAUCUAGACUUGGAAUCAGCGCAAGGUCUAAGUGGGCUGCGGUUAGCGUUGGAUGCAAAUACGGAGUGUCAUAUUGCGAACGUGAAGCAUUUCUGGGUGAGACGGACUCUAGUAGGCGCUGGUUUCGACACAUUUCACAACUGUUUACAAGAUGCUGUGGAUGCGGCGAUCAAGAGUGCACGAGUUCACUGUGGUUAG